AGCCAUUUUGGCUCAAACCGUUCUCAGUCUUGCCUCGGCCGCGCCCGCCUCGCGCUCUGCAGCUGAGACUCGCUUGGGGAGAUGGCUACGGUCGGCUGCCAUGCCGCCCCCGAGGCGGCGGAGCAGCUCCGCGGCAUGGAGGCCCUCUCGCUGUGGCCCGCGCGGCGUGCGCGGCGGGCCGCGGCGAGGCAAGCGGCAGACGGGAGGCUGGCGGCUGCCUUUGCGCGCAUCGUGGAGCUGGAGGGCGAGCUACGUCGUGCGCGGGCGGCGGCCGCGGCCCCCGCGGUUCCUGCAGCUGCUGACUUCGAGGCCCGCGUCCUGCACGAGGUCGAGCUGCGGUUGCGCUUAAUGGCGCCGUGCAUCAGCCACGGGGUCAGGGCCGCCAUGCACGAGGAGGAGCAGGGGUGCGAGGAGAGCCGAGGGGCUCCCCCUCCUGCUCCCAGCUCGCUGGACGUCGGCAGGCGAAACACGGCGGCCCACCACUUCCGAGUGCAGGCUGCCGACAUCGCCCAGAUGGGCCAGCAGGAGCUCAACGCGGUGCAGCGCGAGGCGCGCAGGGCUGGCCCCCGCAGGUCUGCUCGGCGUACGUGGCGCGACCGCCCAGGAGGACAGCUACGGCAAGGGCGCGGCGCUGCUGGCCGCGGACGUGCUGAUCUUCCUCCUCGCACGGCUGGUGCUGCCCUUGCUCACCGCCGUGUGCCUGCCCAGCGCUCGGCGUCCGAGAGAGUGUCGACGGGCUGGGGCGUGGCCCGCAGGCGCGGGCGCAGCCUUCCCGCUGGCGCUCGCUUCGCGCUUGCUGAGCGCGUGUGCAGUGCUAGCCAGCCUCCCGUGGCCCCCUUGGCGUCUGGGCCGAUGUGGUGGCAAGCUGGCUUCGAGGAUGCGGAGGCUAGCGUUGCGGUGGCGCACGAGGGCUGCGACGUCGGCGGCUCGGCGGGCAUCGACGCUCCUGCUCCUCUGCCUGCUGCGCAUGGUGGUCUUCCUCAUCCUCUUCCUGAUCUUCCUGGCCCUGGCGAGGCGUGCAGCACGGCGUGCACUUUUUCUCCUCCUGUCGGCGCGGGCCCCAGUAUCGUCUCGGACUACCUGAUGGCCAACGAAGCUGCCCUCCUCUGCGGGAGCAGCGCGGUUGCCACCAGCGGCACGGACGUCGAGCGGGACACGCAGGAGGACGGCGGCCAAGUACAGGGACAGGACCGCGCCCCCAGCCCAUCUUCGACUUCUCCUCGCCUCGGCGGAUUCUACGGCGUCGCGCAGGAGCUCGGUGAGGAUGGAGGGGGUGCCGACGGCGCGGACGGCUUCGGCAGCGUGGACGGCGCCUCGGCCACGGCUGCUCCUGCGCGCGGGCCCGUGCGGCUUUUCGCGCUACGCCGCCACGUCUACGCGGCGACCGUGGCCCUCACGGUCGACCGCGACAUCCGGCGACCGGGCUGGCAGUGCGACGGCUGCGACGUAGGCUGCCGCUGGCCGAGAGUGGCUCCGCUCCCAGUUCGGGCUUGGGCCCCCGUGGCGGGCUUGGGCGAGCAAGGGGCGGCGGCGGCGCCCUCCCGCCUGAGCGGGCCGCGCUGAGGGGCUCGGCAUUCGGCCCUCAGAUGUCGGCGCUUUCCCUCGGGCGUCUUGCGACGGGCAAGCGCCUGAGUGAGUGAGGUGGGGAGUGCCUUCGGUGGCCUGGGCCUUUUCAGGUUCGGCGCGGGGUGGGUGGUGGCUCGCGUGGCCGCCUCACCUGACGGCGCACGCCCACGUGGCGCGGCGAGUGCGCGGCAUCUUGGGGGCCGCUGUUUGCGGAGCCUCCUGGCCGCAUUUUGCGGCUCUCGCCUUCUUGGCGGCAGGAUCGGCUCGUGCCGCGCGAGCUGCCUUGGUCUUAAAAAAAGUGGCUCUAAGCCGCAAUGUUUUAUGUGCGUCUGUUGCUAUAGAUUGCGUUUCUCCUGGGGCGCGAAACCUUCCUAGGAGGUCCCAGGAGGUCCCAAGAGGCUCCUGGAGACCCCAGGAAGCCCCAGUAGGUUUCAUGAGGCCCCAGGAGGCCCCAGGCUCAUGCACAGAGACGCGCUCGUACUACUGAGGCUCACUCACACUCCAAUUCAUUCGCAGUUAGAUUGAUGUCCAGACCGUCACAACUGAAGCCCGCUAAU
This is a messenger RNA of Prorocentrum cordatum, 2123 nucleotides long. Lineage: Eukaryota; Dinophyceae; Prorocentrales; Prorocentraceae. The record is from the annotation of a GenBank genome assembly.